Messenger RNA from Zingiber officinale, 2322 nucleotides. RefSeq names its product very-long-chain aldehyde decarbonylase GL1-2-like. The record is from RefSeq and is a predicted model, not a curated record. Bases 134 to 2074 code for a protein of 646 amino acids. The transcript has 10 exons. Gene Ontology annotation, biological process: lipid biosynthetic process. Lineage: Eukaryota; Viridiplantae; Streptophyta; Magnoliopsida; Zingiberales; Zingiberaceae. Gene Ontology annotation, molecular function: oxidoreductase activity; iron ion binding.
GUGUUGUAAAUACAAACAUAUCUCAUCAUCACACAACAAGCUAAGUGUGAAGAGAAGGAAGAACAAUUCCAACUCCAUAACCUCUCAAACUCUCUUACAUCUCCACGUUUCUCCCUCUGCACAGAAGAUCAAAAUGAUGGCUGCUCCUCUGUCUUCUUGGCCAUGGGCCAACUUGGGACUCUACAAGUAUCUGUUAUGUGCGCCACUGGUAGCCAAGGCCAUCAGUGACUGGAACAGCCAUGAAGGAGGAGUAGGAUGGUCUGUUCACCUUCUUAUCCUCUUCAUCCUGAGAGGCAUCAUCUUCCAGCUCUCGCACACCUUCUCCAACAUGCUUUACCACACGAGAAGACGGAGGGUCAUCCCCCAUGGCCUGGAUUUCCACCAGAUUGACCAAGAGUGGGACUGGGAUAAUUUUCUGAUAUUGCAAGCUCUGGUUGCAUCCUUGGUGGUGUGGCAAGUAGAACCAGCGUUGGACGGGGUGCCUGUGGUGCAGAGCAAGGGAUGGCUGAUGUCUCUGUCGCUGCAUGUGGUGGUCUCUGAGCCUCUGUUCUACUUGCUUCACAGGAGCUAUCACAGAGAAUACAUCUUCUCUCACUACCAUUCAAUUCACCAUUCAUCAUUGGUACCCCAGCCUAUGACGGCCGCGUUUGGGACGCCACUGGAGAACCUGGCGAUGACGGCUGUGAUGGCGCUGCCGCUGCUUGGAUCCUUCGCCGUCGGCUAUGGCUCUGUGGGUCUCGUGUACGCCUACGUGCUCGCCUUCGAUUUAUUGAGGUGUUUGGGUUACAGCAACGUGGAGGUGUUCCCCGCACGCAUCUUCCACUCACUGCCCUUCUUACGUUACCUCAUCUACACUCCCACGUAUUUAAGCAUUCACCACAAGGAAAAGGAUUGCAACUUUUGCCUUUUCAUGCCCCUCUUUGAUUUGCUGGGGAAGACGAUGAAUAAGAAGUCAUGGGACUUGCAGGAGGAGAUAAGCUCAGGGAAGAAUGAUCGGGUUCCAGACUUUGUCUUCUUGGCGCACGUUGUGGAUGUGAUCUCGUCCAUGCACGUACCCUUCGUGUUUCGCUCGCUCUCUUCGAAGCCAUUUGUGGCUAAUCCCUUGUUGUUGAUAUGUUGGCCGUUAGCCUUCGUGUUCAUGCUCUUGAUGUGGGUGUUCUCCAAGAGUUUCACCCUCUCUUUCUACUACUUGAGAGGCCGCUUGCAUCAGACCUGGGUCGUCCCGAGAUAUGGCUUUCAGUAUUUUUUGCCCUUUGCGAGAGAAGGCAUCAAUGAGCAGAUUGAGAUGGCGAUACUGAGGGCUGAUAAGUUGGGAGUUAAAGUCCUUAGCCUUGCAGCAUUGAAUAAGAACGAAUCGCUCAAUGGCGGUGGGACGCUAUUCGUGAGCAAACACCCAGAUUUAAAAGUUCGAGUCGUCCAUGGCAACACCUUGACGGCGGCCGUCAUCCUGAAUGAGAUCCCGAGGGAUACUGUAAAGGAGGUCUUCUUGACUGGAGCUACGUCCAAGCUUGGGAGGGCAAUCGCGCUCUACCUUUGCAGAAAAAAUAUACGAGUGCUAAUGUUGACUUUGUCGACCGAAAGAUUUCUAAAGAUCCAGAAGGAGGCCCCGGCAGAGUACCAACAGUAUCUCGUUCAAGUGACCAAGUAUCAAGCAGCAAAAAAUUGCAAGGUGCUAAAAAAUUGCAAUUAUAUAUAUAUAUACAUAUCAAGAAAAUCCAACUUUAAACGAGUGAAAUUGUUGCAGACUUGGCUAGUUGGGAAGUGGCUCUCACCCAGGGAACAGAGAUGGGCGCCGACAGGCACACACUUCCACCAAUUCGUGGUGCCUCCCGUCAUCCGCUUCCGAAGGGACUGUACCUAUGGAAACUUGGCCGCCAUGAAACUCCCCAAGGACGUUCAAGGACUAGGAUCAUGUGAGUACACGAUGGAGCGAGGUGUGGUGCAUGCUUGCCAUGCCGGAGGAGUUGUUCACUGCUUGGAAGGUUGGACGCAUCAUGAGGUUGGCGCUAUUGAUGUGGAACGGAUUGACGUGGUGUGGAGAGCUGCAUUGAAGCAUGGGCUGACACCCGCUUGAAGAUUUCCAUUGUAAUUUAUGUUCACAACUUAAGUAGCAUUCUAGAUAUAAAAUCAUCACAAGUCACACGUAAUUAAUGCUUUUAUCUGAAAAAUUCGAAACUAGAUAGCUCUCGCCAUCAAAAGUGUACACACUGUAGUUGUUCAUCCUUAGUGGCUCGUUCGUAUGUUAGGGAUCAAGAGAUUGUAAUAAAUCAUUAGUGAAAGAAAGAGUAUGUGAACAGACGACUAUAUAUUCAUGAAAUUAAA